CUUCACAAAUAUCUUUCUCAGGAUGGCAUCUGCCCCGGAUCCAGAUGUGCCGGCGGCUGACUCUAGCCUCGCCCCCGAAGCAGCAUAUGGCAAACUGCCUUUCGAUCAAUUCGUCUUAGACUCAUGGGAAUAUACAAUCCCGGUCGAACAGGAUCAGAAACAAUGGAAUGAGAUUGCUAUACAAUGGCUUGGCAUGGAUUAUACAAGUAGACGAGCCUAUCAUGUCACUGCAUUGAAGCUGAGCAAUGUUACCUCGGACGAUGCUCGGAUGCCAACACCGGACCAAAUCCAUCGUGUUCUAAUGCCGCAUCAAACGACAGAAGAGCGCAACCGAGCUCUGACCGUGCCUCAUUGUUUGUGGAUCAGGACUUGUUACGAGCCAAAUCUCACCUCGGUGUUCGCCGAUAUGACAAGGUUUAUGGUUGCUCCCAACGCAAAUUUCUUGAUUGACAACCAGACCCUCUACGACGUGGGUGAUGACUGGUCCAAAGUUUUUUUGCGCAUGCCGCACAUUCCAGAUGUGGAGAUGUAUUACGCAGAUCCGGACGUUGUGGACUACGAAGUGGAAUACGAGCCACCAGAAGAAGUUGACUUGCAGCCACUGUAUGAUGCUGACCUCAAAAUGAAGUGUGUGCAUUUUCUAUUGGACAAGGAGGCUUUGCAGAGACAAUUGCUCAAGGUACUCUGGCUAGAUAGACACGGGAAGCUGGUGUGGUGGAAUUGGAUGGCGCCUUCAAAUGUGCAGGCUUUUGAGGGCCUGUUGAAUGGAUUAGGAAUUGGCCUUAGCAGAAUUAUGGAAAUGGCUGAAGUAGACGCACAAUACCGCGAGAAAGGCGUUGUAGUGCCAUACGAUGAUUACUAGUUGGGAAGUUUUGGUGGAUGUAUGGUAAGAUGUGUUCUCG
Paraphaeosphaeria sporulosa is the source of this 902-nucleotide messenger RNA. RefSeq lists its product as uncharacterized. The coding region runs from base 23 to 862 and encodes 279 amino acids. The record is from RefSeq and is a predicted model, not a curated record. The transcript is spliced from 3 exons. NCBI's taxonomy places the organism in Eukaryota, Fungi, Ascomycota, Dothideomycetes, Pleosporales, Didymosphaeriaceae.